GCCGAGCUGGACGCGCAGCUGGCGCUGGCGCGCGCCGCGGCGCUGGAGCUGGCGCGCGGCGUGCGCGAGCUCAGCACGCAGCACGGCGCCGUGGGGCCGCUGCUGGACUCGCUGGCGCGCUCCGUGGCCAGGCUCACGGAGCACAGGAUGUCCCUGAUCGGGUCGUACGACGAGACUGACUCGUUCGUCGACUACCAGACUCGCAUGGUCGGUGCUGCGAAGGAGAUUGCUCGCCUCGCCACGGACAUGACGGCGAAGGCAGCUACAGACUCGAGCAAACUGGUCCAGCUCGGCAAUGAGAUGUGCCAGAAAUACGAACAAUUGGCGCAGGACAGUGUCGGCGCCUCCGCCACCACGCCCAACGUAGACGUCGCUAAUAGGAUUCGCUUAUGCGUAGUAGAGCUGGGAGAGGGCGUGUCGGAACUGAUAAAGUCGGGAGGCCAGUGCAGGCUGGCCGCCAACCCACAGAACCAGCGCGCCGUCGCCGACAACGCCAAGCAGGUGAACGAGAAGGUGGUGAGCGUGCUCAGCGCGCUGCAAGCGGGGUCGCGCGGCACGCAGGCCUGCAUCGACGCAGCCGCCACCAUCGGCGCCAUCAUCGGCGACCUCGACACCACCAUCCUCUUCGCCAGCGCAGGUACUCUCCAAUCGGACAAAGAGAACGACACGUUCUCCGACCACCGCGAGAACAUCCUGAAAACGGCGAAGACGCUCGUCGAGGACACUAAGACGCUGGUGGGGGGAGCUGCCGGAACGCAGGAACAGCUGGCCACGGCCGCGCAGAGCGCCGUCAGCACUAUCGUGCAACUGUGCGAGGUGGUGAAGCUGGGCGCCAUGUCGCUGGGCGCCGGCAGCCCCGAGUCGCAGGUGCUGCUGCUGCACGCGGCGCGCGACGUGGCCGCGGCGCUGCGCGACCUGGCCGCCGCCACCACGGCCGCCAGCGGCAAGCAAGUGGCCCAUCCCGACAUGCAGCGCCUCAAGCACGCCGCCAAGGUGAUGGUGACAAACGUGACGUCAUUGCUGAAGACCGUGAAGGCUGUGGAGGAUGAACACACUCGAGGCAUCAGAGCGCUCGAAAGCACCAUCGAGGCUAUUUCACAAGAGAUUGAGGUCCUAAUGUCACCAACACCGCCGAAAUCCACCGCCACCCCCGAAGAACUCGUCCGAUGUACUCGUCAAAUGACGGUGGCCACCGCUCGCGCCGUGGCCGCGGGCAACUCCAGCAAGCAAGACCAGCUGACCGCCGCGGCCAACCUCGGCAGGAAGACGGUCGCCGACCUGCUGCACGCCGCUAAGGCUGCGGCGCACGCGGCGGAGUCCCCGGAGCUGCGCACGCGCACGCUGGAGGCGGGCCGCGAGGCCGCGAGCGCCUUCCGCGCGCUGCUGCAGGCCGUGCUGGGCGCCUGCGCCGGCGACGCCGCCGCGCGCCAGCUGUUCCCCGAGCUGUCGCGGCGCGUGGCGCACACCGUGGCCGACAUCAUCGCCGCCGCCGAGCUGCUCAAAGGCUCCGACUGGGUGGACCCGGACGACCCCACGGUGAUCGCGGAGAACGAGCUGCUGGGCGCUGCCGCCUCCAUCGACGCGGCCGCCAAGAAGCUCGACUCGCUCAGGCCCAGGAAGAGCGUCCAAGUGCAGGUCGGUCGCUUAGCUCUUUUCUCGUCGCUUUUUGUGGAAUCUGUCGCGAAAGAAGAAGCGAGAAGUCUCAAGAUCGAAGCGGACGUUCUCAAAACGAAGCACGAAGCCCGUAUGCCGCGCGUCGGUAAGAUAUGUUUGAUAUUCUUGGUUGUUGCUCGUCACCCAGGAAUCAAACAUAUUACAUACCGACCGCGGAGAUUGCCACGCUCGAGUGACCCACGAUUUCGCAACAGAUCUGAAGUGCUGCGCAUAGAGAAAGAGCUGGAAGAAGCCCGCGGUCGCCUCACCGCCAUCCGCCAGGCCAAGUACAAGCUGCGGCAGGCGGGGGACACCUCCGCCACGUCGGGAGAUGAUACGGACUACGCUGGAUACGCCAGCGACGCUUCCCUGCACCACAGAUUUAAAACGCCAAACAGCAGUUUCCAGAACACGACAUAUAGUCCGAAUACAACAUACUCACCCCACGCGACACAAAACACGACGAACCUGUCGUCACACAUCUCACAACUCAACCAAUCCAUACACGGCUCAAGUUCACCCGGUUACAUACCAACUUCGCCCGGUUAUGCGCCCACUUCGCCAGGGUACGCGCCGACUUCUCCCGGAUAUGGUCAAAAUGCAACCGGUUAUAGCCAAAAUACGACCGGAUAUAGCCAAAAUACAACCGGUUACAGCCAAAACACAUCCGGUUACGGUCAAAAUACAAGCGGAUAUAGUCAAAAUACAACAACAUCGCCCGGUUAUCAGAACAACGGUUAUAAUCAGCAAGUGUACAGCCAGAGGGACGAGAAGCAGUAUACAGUACAGAGUCCAACCUUCUCCAGCUUCAGGCCUCAAGAUGAAACCCCUAAACAAAAUUAUGAAGGGUUUACUACUCGCCGUACAGAUGACAGAACGAUGCCCGUUCAAUCGAGCAUGGAAGAAACAGUAGUGGUGAGAUCAGCACAACUGCCAGAACUACAAACUGCGUAUUUAAAAAACGAGGGCAAAAAAAUUGAGGGAAGUGAUACCGACAAGAUUUACUACAAAAGAGAAAAGGCACCGCCGCCGCCGCCGCCGCGACGGGUGUCUCUUUUAAAUUACGAAACGCGUCUUUACGACACGCCACGACCCUCUGAGUACAAAACCGAAGAGCAGCGACAUUAUGAAUCUCAACAUUACAGCAAAGAACGACACGAAAAGCAUUACGAUGCUCCAAAGACUCCGCUGAGCCCAAAAUUCAAUGCUCGAGAACUGAAAUUUGAGGACAAACCAGAUAUAUACGCCUCCUUAAAGAAGCCUUUCGAUGGAGUCGGCCAGACUUUCACCGAACACCAGAAAUCUACCGAAGCCAUACCUGGUGGCGUGAAACAAUCCGAAUUCACAGUCAAAAGCGAAUCGUAUUCCUCUUAUCCCAAAUCGGAGUUUAGCAAAACUGUCUCAAGAGAGGAGGUUAAAUCUCCCUACGUUACAUCGACACCCGCUAAAGAUUACCAAGAAUUUAAAAGUACCGAUCUAGUCAAAGUCCCUACUCCGGAAUUCGAAAGGAUAUCAUCUCCUUACGGCAAAGAGACGCACAGUUACGGUGGCCCGAAUUUCAUGGAGGAAACCACAACGGAGGUCAAAGCUAUACCAAAUGGAACCCAAAAGAUAACGACCACAAAAAUUUACAGUUCGUCUCCUGUUAACCUAACGACGACCAACACGAAAUACGAGCCGGUCAAACUGGAAGGCAUAGACGAACUAUCAAAAUUCGACAACGAUUCCCGUUAUAGUACUCUAGACUCGCGAUUCAACACUUUAGAUUCUAAAAUGUCGUCUGACACUAGUCGUUCCUUCAUGAGGCCGUCGGAAUUCCAGACCUCCGACUACCAAUCUUCCAGCAGCGUGACCAAAGUUAAAAAGCCAUCGGAGCUUGUGAAAGAAAUUGACAAUUUGGACAAAAAGUUCUCUAAACAAAGCAUAACUACGGAAACGAUCGAACGAAAGUCCGUCAUGACGAGUUCGCAUAAGCAGGAAUCUAGCUCCACUGUUACCAAGAAAUUUGGCAAUUAUUAAAGCGAAUUAGUAACGAUCACGUCAACGGAAGUUGCAUAAAACGGAAAACGAUGCGCCAUGCUGAAAUCGAAAAAUGUAUUAAACACAAUAAUUUAAUCGUUAAUUGUAAGCGUAAUAUUUGUCAUUGAUUGUUUACGUGCC
Molecule: messenger RNA, 3813 nt
Organism: Hyposmocoma kahamanoa
Lineage: Eukaryota; Metazoa; Arthropoda; Insecta; Lepidoptera; Cosmopterigidae
Gene: rhea
Exons: 17
Coding region: 148-3672 (1174 amino acids)
Biological process (GO): cell-cell adhesion
Cellular component (GO): plasma membrane; focal adhesion
Molecular function (GO): integrin binding; actin filament binding
Source: RefSeq, a predicted model, not a curated record